Rhinocladiella mackenziei CBS 650.93 is the source of this 2484-nucleotide messenger RNA. RefSeq lists its product as uncharacterized. NCBI's taxonomy places the organism in Eukaryota, Fungi, Ascomycota, Eurotiomycetes, Chaetothyriales, Herpotrichiellaceae. Bases 1 to 2484 code for a protein of 827 amino acids. Gene Ontology annotation, molecular function: 5'-flap endonuclease activity. The record is from RefSeq and is a predicted model, not a curated record. The transcript is spliced from 2 exons.
AUGGGAAUUCCUGGGAUACUGAAAGAAAUAGGCAAAGGGGAGCGAGUCGCAUUGGCAAAGCUCGCGGUAGACCAUCUUGAACAAUCACAACGACCUUUACGGAUAGCUGUUGAUGCCGCCAUUUGGAAUUUCCAGACUCAGGCCAGCCAGGGGGGGAAGAAUCCAGCGUUAAGGACAUUGUUUUAUCGAUUAUUGAAAUUACUUGCUUUGCCCAUUCAUCCAGUUUUUGUGUACGACGGCCAGAACAAGCCCCUCACCAAGCGCGGCAAGACGGUCUCCGGAUAUGGCACAUGCAUUUCCAACGAAAGGUCCAAAAAGCUCAUCCAGGCAUUUCGAUUUCCUCACCACACGGCGCCGGGCGAGGCGGAGGCGGAAUGUGCUAUGCUGCAAAGCAAAGGGAUUGUCGACGCCGUCAUGAGCCAAGAUGUGGACGCCAUCAUGUUUGGCUCCACUCGGACGUUGAGAGAUUGGUCCAAAGAAACUUCCAAGCACAGCAAAUCCCCAACCCACGUCAAUGUCCUCGAUAUCGACCAGCUCCAGUCGUUGUCAAGGCUGGACCCGGAUGGAAUGAUCCUCGUGGCUCUGCUGGGUGGUGGUGACUAUGAUGAAGUUGGGGUGGCUGGUAUUGGCUCCACACUGGCCUGUGAGAUAGCACGAGCUGGUUUCGGCUCUGAGCUCUUGGGCUGUGUCCGGAGAGGUGAUGAAGUCGGCGUCCGAGAAUGGCGCGAACGACUGCAAUUUGAACUCCAAACCAACGAAAGCGGUUAUUUCAAGAUCAAACGCAAAUCUGUCCAGAUUCCCGACACAUUUCCUAACCGCCAGAUCUUGGGCUACUAUAUGAAUCCUGCCGUCACUCCCGAGGACCAAUUGGCCGAGUUAGAAGGGCAGUGGCUUGAGGCAUGGAAAUCUGAAAUCGAUAUUCCGGCUCUGCGAGACUAUGUGGGAGAAACAUUUGAAUGGCUCUAUAAACCAGGAGCGUGGAAAUUUGUACGGGUCAUGGCUCCAGCCUUGCUUGCCAAUCGACUACAUCGCGGCACAGCUAGAUCUGAUAUUCAAUCGGCAGAUCAGAUCACCGAGCGACGGAAACAUUUCGUGAGCGACGGUAUUCCGGAGCUGAGAGUGACCGCGGUUCCAGCCGAGGUCGUUGGCCUUAACCUAGACGCGGAAGGAGACAGUCCAGCAUAUCUAAAGAGUCUUGCGGCAGAUGAGGAGAGUGGGAAUAAUCCAGAAGCUGGCAAUGCCGAUGAGGAUGGUCCUGUUCCUCAAAGUCCUUCCAAAAAGCGAAAAACUCCUCCCUGGUUACCGGACGCACCCGAAAAGAUGUGGAUUCCUGAGGCUAUAGUGGAGAUGGGCGCUCAGGAGUACGUCGACAGAUGGAGGCAAAUACAGGAGGAGCUUAAGAAUGAUCCCAAAAAAUUUGCAACUCGCAAAUGUCGGAAGCAGAAAGAGACCAAGCAACACAAGGACACGGGCGGAACCCAAGUUGGGACAAGACUGAAUUAUGUUGUCCCGUCCAGCGAUGUGGCCGCCCUACCAGACAUGACCAGCGCUCCGUCGCCACACCGACCUCGAGCAAAUAUCGGCGCACACCGUGUGCCCAGAAUUCCCACAAAGCUGGGAUCCAGCCAACUCAAAAAUGCCAGCUCGUCGAGCCUACAAGAUUAUUUCAAACCUAGCAAGAGCCGAUACUUCCCGGAUGCCACACAAAGGAUGUCGGGAUUAUCCAAGGACUCUUCGCCCAGUCGUCGUACAAACGCCGCCGGCGGUGAGAAGGAAAAUAUGGACAUACUGCUCCAUGAGACUGCUGCCGAGAAGCACUCGAGAUCUCCAACGUCGAGCUCGUCGGAAGGUAUCCGGCAAGUUAUGAAAAGGUCGACCAGAACCCGGACUAAAGGUCGUCCUCAUAUUCAGCUUUCCAGUGAAAAGCCGACAUGGUCGCUGAAGGCCGAUUCAAAUUCAGCGUAUGCCCUAGCCUCGAACCAGAACACGUCCCCAGAAGAAAUCUUGCUGAAAGAAUCAAUCGUUAUAACUUCGUCACCGAUUCAGAGAGGCAUCGAGUCAACAAAGAGGCAUCUUGACAUUGGUGAUACAACAGCCGAUGGUCUUCAAAAUAUCAAAGGCACCGUCACGCCGCACAGGAGCGGGAAGGCCGGAAAGAAAGACCACGUGUCGGCCAAAGCGGCAUCGACCACCGGUGAUCCUGACCAAACGAAACCACCCAUUGAGAGUUUCUCUGCUCCGUACAUAGCAGCCAAUCAGCAAAAGACCUCGUCUGCAGAGGUCCAAUCGGUUGUCAUCCCCCCUGAUUUAACCACGGGACUAACGACAACGUUUUCAGCCACUCAUGUCCGUGCGAUUCCUCGUUCAAGCCUCCCAGGAACUUGGAAGGAAGCCGAGUGUACAUCAGUCCCAAGUUCACCCUUGGAACCGUCAGAGCGGUCACGAGGUCCUCGAGUCAGUGUAGUCGACCUGAUCGGCAACUAA